GUUGUUUGCAGUUAUUAACGCGCAGUUAUCAGCGAUCACAUUGAGAAUGAAACGAAUGAUGGGAAUGACCCAAUUUCUGUGCUUGGCCGCCAUUGUUGUGCUCGGCCUCGCACAGCUGGCUCAGGCGGUGACCACGGCCAAGCCCCAGCCGCUGGCACAGGCCCAGCCACAGGCGGCCGGCCCCACUAGCACCACCUCAGCCAGGCCAAUUGCCAAGCAGCAGCCAACGCAGCCACAACGCAAACAAGAUGCGAAGUGCCUGCAGCCCCUGGAAACGGGUCCUUGUCGCAUGAGCCUGGAGCGCUAUUACUACAAUAAGGAGAAGAACAGCUGUGAGACAUUCAAAUACGGCGGCUGCAGGGGCAACGACAAUCGCUGGGGCUUCCGACAGACCUGCGAGGAGGCGUGCCUGGUCAAGAAGUGACUCAAGUUCUAUGAAUCAACAAUAGCGUCACAGUCUGUGCAUACCAAAUAAAAGAUCCAUCUAACGUU
Messenger RNA from Drosophila navojoa, 492 nucleotides. RefSeq lists its product as uncharacterized. The record is from RefSeq and is a predicted model, not a curated record. NCBI's taxonomy places the organism in Eukaryota, Metazoa, Arthropoda, Insecta, Diptera, Drosophilidae. Gene Ontology annotation, molecular function: serine-type endopeptidase inhibitor activity.